Molecule: messenger RNA, 1687 nt
Organism: Lytechinus variegatus (green sea urchin)
Lineage: Eukaryota; Metazoa; Echinodermata; Echinoidea; Temnopleuroida; Toxopneustidae
Exons: 6
Coding region: 380-1687 (435 amino acids)
Source: RefSeq, a predicted model, not a curated record
GACCACGAGCUCAUCGAUCUCGGUCGUAGUGACUGGACCAAGCGGUACUCUGGUUGAUGAAAACGACCCAAGGUAUCAUAUUGAUUACAGCACGAAGAUCGUGACAGUUAACCUACCAUUCGCCCAGGCCGGUAGAUGGAACGUUACCAUAUACAAUACCCAAGGAGUCACCGAGCACGCGAGUGUAUCAGUAACAUCUAAACCAAGUCAGGAGGAAUAUCAACCAGUUACAGUCACUGUUCUUCUCGGAUCACGGGAGGUGGAUUUUUCUCAGACUCCGGCACUAGCGAUCUAUGCUCGGGUACAACAGGAUCACAAUCCAGUUCUUAAUGCUGACGUCACGGCUAUCAUCUCAGACGCCAAUGCUGUAACAACGACCAUGCCAUUGCUGGAUAGUGGUUCAGGCUCAGAUCUAUUCAAAGACGACGGAACAUAUUCAGGGUUCUUCCUUGAUUUCGCUUCCAAUGGUAGAUAUAACGUAAAGAUCAAUGUCAUCGGCUAUGAAGUCUCAGAAAUUCGAAGAAGAAGACGAUCAACUUCCGCUGAAGUCCAGACCACAGAUGAGCCAUCUUUCAUGCGAACAGCAUCUGGAGGAGUCUUUAAAGUCCACAGCUAUACAGCCAACCCUUCAGAUACCAUCGCGCCUUCUCGUAUUCAAGACUUGAACUCAGAGUCCUUCUCCUAUGACAAUAGCACAGUAACUCUGGUUUGGACAGCUGUAGGAGAUGACAUGGACCAAGGAACUGCAUACAGUUACGAUCUUCGCUAUUCCACCAACUUCUCAGAGGUGCGAGACGACUUCAACAGGAGCCAUUUGGUCUCUCAAGAACAAGUGCUGUACGGCAAUCUAUCCCACGUCAAUGCUUCAGGAACAACGGAGAGUGUUACUAUUACCCUUCCACAGAAGGGAGAGGACAUCGUUUAUUAUUUUGGUAUUCGAGCUUGGGAUGAGGCAGGGAAUGGAGGGGACUUGUCGAACAUUGUUUCACUGUCUAUCCGUUUCAUACCAGUGGCAUUACCAACUGCAGUGAUGCCUACCAUGCACGCUACUGAUGUAAUGACAGAGAUCAUUACUGCUGUAGACAAGACAGAGUCUAUUGCUACAGGAACCAUAAAAACUUCGUCGGAAGACAUACCAACAUCGUCGGAUACAUUGAUUACCACUUCAGAUAUUGAAACACCAACCUCAGGUCUAACAACAGAAUUUAGUCAUACAUUUCCUGGAUCCCAAAGUACAUCCAUAGCAGAAACAACUGAUGUAAUGACAGAGAUAAUUACUACUCUUGACAAGACAGAAUCGAUAGCUCCAGGAACCAUAAAAACUUCGUCGGAAGACACACCAACAUCGUCGGAUACACAGAGUUCACCCAGCGAGACCACAGUAUCCGAGGAACCUGAGCCUUUGGAGCGAACAACACAACAAGAGGUUCCUGAGACGACGAAAGCCACGGAACCAACCGGACCAGAAGCACAGGCCGUAAUCAUUGGCCUGUCUUGCGCAUUAAGUGUAGUUACCAUCAUAGCAGCAGUCAGUUUGGUCAUGUUGAUGUACAUCUACUAUCUAAAGCAGACCCCCACCUCGGUGAAGCCGAUAACCCCGCCUAAAUCAGCCUGGGUACAGCAAGAACUUGCGGAUAUUGAGAUGGUACAAAAGGACCCUAGCUACAUGAGGAAAAUUCUCGUUUAA